Messenger RNA from Colletotrichum godetiae, 1497 nucleotides. RefSeq lists its product as uncharacterized. The transcript is spliced from 10 exons. The record is from RefSeq and is a predicted model, not a curated record. NCBI's taxonomy places the organism in Eukaryota, Fungi, Ascomycota, Sordariomycetes, Glomerellales, Glomerellaceae. Bases 1 to 1497 code for a protein of 498 amino acids.
AUGGCGACUCGGCGAGCUAUGGGAUGGUGGAUGACUAGGGAUGGGAUAGGAUGGGAUGGACGCUUGAAUGAUGUCGGUGGAUGUCGCCAGCGCGUCGUGGUGGAUGGAUCGAACGGGUCCAUCGAAGAGAAAAUGUGGGUGGAUGGGUGGAUGGAUGCCGUAGGACACGGCGGAAACGAAAUCCAGGUCGACUACCUACUCGGGUAUAGGCUGGAUGGUAUUCUCGGUCUUGGUAUAAGACUGCGAGAGGGACGGCGGGAUUGGGCCGUAUUCGGUGGUUGUUGGUCGGCAGUCAGUGGUGAUGGUGUUAUAGACUUGGGGUUGAACCUUUGGUAUUCCGCGAACGUUGAAAGGAGGGCGGGCAUGUAUUCCUACAGCAAGGGCAAGACGAGAGUCGGAGGUGUGCUCCUGCUUGUUGUCGGGUUCUCGUUUGGCCCGACGGCACUUUCCCAUUUGCAGCCAACUGCACCUCAGUCCUGCCGGGUCCAAGUCCAGGGCAGUGUGCACCUGCUUCGUGGUACGAAUACCUCCUACAAUGGAAGUGAGGUGCCUUUCCCCUGCCUGCUUGACUGUCUGCCCGCUUCCAUCGGCAAUCCCCUCCCUGCGUCGCUUCUUACCGUUGUCACCACCUACCUUACGGAUACAUACCAGAUGCAGAAAAAGGCUGUGGAUGAUCGCCAGUGGAUGCGUGGGAAAAAAGCCUCGUCAGACCAGGGCUUCAUCGAGGGUUGGACGGGGGCCAUCGUGGCAUCGUCACUGGGCCCAAUACAGCAGUUCUCUGUGCGUCUCGUUCGCACAUCGAGCCACAAAUCUAAUACACCUCCAGUCCGCUGCGAAACCAUGAAUCACCUCCACGCUCACCAAUGGAUCCGGGGGGCUCUUGCGAGGAACCUCCAGUGUUUGUUUCCCCAUAUACCCAUUGCCCACGUUUGUCGCCUGCAAAUCUGGUUGCUCUGGGCUGCCUAUCCUCCGCCUCAACUCCGGUCUCCAGCCCGCAUUCUUCGUGAUACACCGGGACAGACUCUCGCGUUCCCUCUUCGCUUACCCAUGCAAAAAGUCUUCAAGUUAAGGUACCUAAGGGCUCACACUACUGCGCGUUCUCGUACUCUGUACAAGCACGAAUCUCCAGUACUCGGGGUUGAUGUCGACACACCCCCUCAAGGCCUCGCGGUGGCACACCUUGGAACCUCAAUCCCGAGGUCUUCUCGUGAACCCCUGGUCUCACUGCCCGCUCUCGGAGCAAAGCUUUGCACCAUCUCAAUCGCCCGACUCAUGUUUCUUGGUGAUCCUGCCGCCUCCACAACGCGCAUUGGAUCGCAAAUGCCCCGGUCUUUCCACAUUCUACAACCCGUCAAGACUCUUGGUGACCAUCUGCGACGCAACCUGCAUCUUGGCCCCCUUCUUUUUGAGCUUCGAGACGUGUUCGACAGACGCGCCGCAGCCCUGUGUCACAAUCAAGUUGACGAGCAAGACAUUGAAUCGCCAAAGAAGAGGUAG